AUGUCGACAAUAACCCCCGAUGCGCUUCAAUCGGGACAGCCUCCCGUUAUUCCCUUGUCCUUCAACGGUAACCAGCCCGAAAAGGUGACGCUCUACCCACUGUCCAACUACACGUUUGGUGUCAAAGAGACCCAACCCGAGGAGGACCCCUCCGUAAUCGCUCGUCUGAAGCGACUUGAAGAGCAUUAUACGGAACAUGGCAUGCGACGCACUUGCGAAGGCAUUCUUGUUUGUCAUGAACACAACCAUCCACAUAUUCUGAUGCUGCAAAUUGCCAACGCCUUCUUCAAACUCCCCGGUGACUACUUGCGCCCUGAAGACGACGAGAUCCAAGGUUUCAAGUCGCGACUUGAUGAGCGAUUGGCACCUGUCGGCCGUCUGGGAGAGGGUGAGGAGGCUGGCGACUGGCAAGUUGGCGACUGCUUGGCCCAGUGGUGGAGGCCCAACUUCGAAACCUUCAUGUAUCCAUUCAUCCCGGCGCAUGUAACAAGACCCAAGGAGUGCAAGAAGCUAUACUUCAUUCAACUGCCCAAACAAAAGGUUUUGAGCGUUCCCAAGAACAUGAAACUUCUCGCCGUCCCCCUCUUUGAGCUCUACGACAACACUGCACGAUACGGCCCACAGCUUUCUGCGAUUCCUCAUCUGCUAAGCCGAUACAACUUCGAGUUUGUGGACGAGAAUGGCAAUGUCGUAGCUGCGACGCCGGGAUCUGCCGCACCGGAGGGUUAUGUUCCACACACCAAGGUCCUAGCAGGCGACGACACGGACAUGAAGGAGGAAAACGGAACGAGCUGA
Messenger RNA from Fusarium coffeatum, 795 nucleotides. RefSeq lists its product as uncharacterized. Gene Ontology annotation, molecular function: mRNA binding. Lineage: Eukaryota; Fungi; Ascomycota; Sordariomycetes; Hypocreales; Nectriaceae. The coding region runs from base 1 to 795 and encodes 264 amino acids. The record is from RefSeq and is a predicted model, not a curated record. Gene Ontology annotation, cellular component: mRNA cleavage factor complex. The transcript is spliced from 2 exons.